Molecule: messenger RNA, 960 nt
Organism: Haplochromis burtoni (Burton's mouthbrooder)
Lineage: Eukaryota; Metazoa; Chordata; Actinopteri; Cichliformes; Cichlidae
Product: transducin-like enhancer protein 3-B
Exons: 2
Coding region: 477-830 (117 amino acids)
Biological process (GO): negative regulation of canonical Wnt signaling pathway; regulation of DNA-templated transcription
Cellular component (GO): nucleus; transcription regulator complex
Molecular function (GO): protein binding; transcription corepressor activity
Source: RefSeq, a predicted model, not a curated record
CUGUAUUUAUUAUCCGCCGCUACAGUAGGUUGUGUUUGCAAAAUGACUUUGAGAAACUUGAGCAUUCCUUCUGCAUUUCCAUAACUCAUUGUGAAUAUUUCUGCUUGGCUGGCUGCAGCUUGUUGUGUGUACAUAAUGAGAAAGUAGAAAGACGGCCCAGCUCCUUUACUUUGAUGUUGGCUAGUUAGCAUUCUAAAGACUAGAGAAAAAUACAUAAAUCUUGGCCUCAAAUGCAUCUCCAUGUUUGAAAAUCUCUGAGGCCUUCAUUAGCAUUAGCAUGUGGGAUGUUAUAGCCUUGUGCAAAGCUCCGCUGUAUGCAGUGAAGCUCAGUCUGUGCCUUUCAAGGGAUUUGCCUGGAAACAAUGGUACAAGGGUUCCCCGAGGCGUAAGCACCUAAAGCAAGGCUGCAAUCCGAAUGUUAGCUUAGCCUGAUUUAUCUUUGCAGGUUGUUUGCUAACUGUUCCGCUGUUUUGUUCAUGCAGGCGGGCUUCGACCCACAUCCUCACAUGAGAGCCUCUGGGCUGCCAGCCAGCCUCACUUCCAUUUCUGGAGGAAAACCAGCCUAUUCUUUUCACGUAAGUGCAGAUGGUCAGAUGCAGCCCGUGCCCUUCCCUCCAGAUGCACUGAUAGGGCCAGGCAUCCCACGGCACGCUCGCCAGAUCAACACACUCAGCCACGGGGAAGUGGUGUGCGCCGUCACCAUCAGCAAUCCCACACGUCACGUCUAUACCGGUGGCAAGGGUUGUGUCAAGAUCUGGGACAUCAGCCAGCCAGGCAGCAAGAGCCCAGUGUCCCAACUCGACUGCCUGGUAACUUUGUUAUUUCGUUAGAAGUCUCGGGAGGAGAAAGUGUGAAAUGUGAUUUAGAUGCGUGCCAUUAGACUAGCUGUUGUAAGGCUUCCAACCAGAGCACAGACAUAAUGCAUUCAUGUUUCAUGAAGUCUGUGUGAUUGGUCACUUC